Messenger RNA from Acytostelium subglobosum LB1, 366 nucleotides. RefSeq lists its product as hypothetical. Lineage: Eukaryota; Evosea; Eumycetozoa; Acytosteliales; Acytosteliaceae. The record is from RefSeq and is a predicted model, not a curated record. The transcript has a single exon. The annotation marks the transcript as partial.
AUGGACAACAUUCCAGUUGUUAACUUCAACCAACUCAUUAGGCAAUACAAUGAGUCCUAUAAGAGAGAUUUCGAGUUGGUAUUCACAUUUGGUGCCAACUCAACAAUCAUAUGUCGCAACACCGACAUAGCAAAGUUCAACACUUUCUUCAAUGACAAUGAAGCUCUCUUCCGUACCCACGAGAUCUUGAUUAACCAGUUGGUAUUGGUACCCGCUGGACAAGGAGAGAUCGAAGUUGUUCAUCUCAACAAGAAGAAGCUCCAAAAAGCCUAUGGAAUGGCUUUUGUUGUCUACAUCAAGGUUUGCAGAUAUCUUAACUUGGUUCCAAAUGACAGAUACACCGACUGUGUCAUUAUCAAGAUCGAA